This is a messenger RNA of Oxyura jamaicensis (ruddy duck), 1606 nucleotides long. Its product is annotated as cholesterol side-chain cleavage enzyme, mitochondrial. Gene Ontology annotation, molecular function: heme binding; monooxygenase activity; oxidoreductase activity, acting on paired donors, with incorporation or reduction of molecular oxygen. The transcript has 9 exons. Gene Ontology annotation, cellular component: mitochondrial inner membrane. The record is from RefSeq and is a predicted model, not a curated record. NCBI's taxonomy places the organism in Eukaryota, Metazoa, Chordata, Aves, Anseriformes, Anatidae. Gene Ontology annotation, biological process: cellular response to peptide hormone stimulus; cortisol metabolic process; glucocorticoid biosynthetic process. Bases 119 to 1438 code for a protein of 439 amino acids.
CCCAGCCCCAGCCCUGGCAGCUCGUCCCUUCGAGCAGGUGCCGGGUGAGCGGCGGGGCGGCUGGCUCAACCUCUACCGCUUCUGGCAGGAGGGCGGCUUGCACAACGUGCACAACAUCAUGGCCCGCAAGUUCCAGCGCUUCGGGCCCAUCUACAGGGAGAAGCUGGGUGUCUAUGAGAGCAUCAACAUCAUCAGUCCCCGGGACGCGGCCACGCUCUUCAGGUCGGAGGGGAUGAUGCCCGAGCGCUUCAGCGUGCCCCCCUGGGUGGCUUACCGCGACUACCGCAACAAGCCCUACGGCGUGCUCCUCAAGAAGGGGGAGGCUUGGCGCUCCGACCGCCUGACCCUGAACAAGGAGGUGCUGUCGCCGCAGGUGGUGGAGGGCUUCGUGCCCCUGCUGAGCGAGGUGGGCGAAGAUUUCAUCCGGCGGGCACGGGCACAGGUCCAGAAGAGCGGCCGGGAGCGCUGGACGGCCGACUUCAGCCACGAGCUGUUCCGCUUCGCUCUGGAGUCCGUGUGCCACGUGCUGUACGGGGAGCGGCUGGGGCUGCUGCAGGACUUCGUGGACCCCGAGGCGCAGCGCUUCAUCGACGCUGUGACGCUGAUGUUCCACACCACCUCGCCCAUGCUCUACCUGCCGCCUGCCCUGCUCCGCGGCCUCAACGCCAGGACGUGGCGGGACCACGUCCACGCCUGGGAUGCCAUCUUCACCCAGGCCGACAAAUGCAUCCAAAACGUCUACCGGGACCUGCGGCUGCAGCGCAAGGGCAGCAGGGAGUACGCGGGCAUCCUCUGCAGCCUCCUCCUGCAGGACAAGCUGCCCCUGGAUGACAUCAAGGCCAGCGUCACCGAGAUGAUGGCGGGCGGCGUGGACACGACCUCGGUGACGCUGCAGUGGGCCAUGUUCGAGCUGGCACGGUCCCCGAGCACCCAGGAGCAGCUGCGGGCGGAGGUGCUGGCCGCCAAGCGCGAGGCGGCGGGGGACAGGGUGAAGAUGCUGAAGACCACCCCGCUGCUCAAAGCGGCCAUCAAGGAGACGCUCAGGCUGCACCCCGUGGCGGUGACGCUGCAGCGGUACACGGUGCAGGAGGUCGUCCUGCAGGACUACCGCAUCCCCCCCAAGACGCUGGUGCAGGUCGGUCUCUACGCCAUGGGCCGGGACCCCGAGGUCUUCCCCAAGCCGGAGCAGUUCAGCCCCGAGCGCUGGCUGCUGCCGGGCUCCAAGCACUUCAAGGGGCUGAGCUUCGGGUUCGGGCCGCGGCAGUGCCUGGGGCGCCGCAUCGCCGAGCUGGAGAUGCAGCUCUUCCUCAUGCACAUCCUGGAGAACUUCAAGAUCGAGACCAAGCGGGCGGUGGAAGUCGGGACCAAGUUCGACCUCAUCCUCCUGCCCGACAAACCCAUCUACCUGACGCUCCGGCCCCUGCAGCGCCCGGCGUGAGCGGGGCUCCUGGUGGCCCCCCUCCGGUCCCAGCCUGGGGACGCCUCCAGCACCUCCAGCCCUGGCCCCACGGGACAAGGGGGGAAAGCUGCCCCCCUCCCCAUUUUGCUUUGCCCUCGUUUUGCUCUGUCAUUUCUAAAAGCAGCGGAUCUUUGCCAUGAGCAUGAA